UCUCUCUCUGCCCGGUUGUGGCUUAGCUGUGGCUCUGGUCUGCAUGCACAGCAGUAGGAAGGCAACUGACACGCAGUGAUCAUCCCUGCUGCCUCCCUGGUUAAAUCUGCAUGGCGACUAAACACAGAGAUUACAGCAGCAUUAAGAGCACUGUGUUUUCACCAGCAACUACACAAGUAGAUUAGAGCCUGAUGCUUGCCCGGUGCUGGAUUAUUAGUAGGAUCAUUUCUCCAAAGCGGGAGAGGUGAUUAGGCAUCAGCAUGCUGAGCGUUUCUGCAUAGCAGGAGAGUUGAACAACCACAGCCCUUCCAAUGGUCCAGUUUCUCAAGCGUUCAGUUGUGUCUUCACUGUAGUGCCUCAAGCUGUGCAGAUGGUCAACUCCUUAACUUGUGCGACCCUCCAGAAUUCCUCAGAGCAAGAUUGACAUUGAACAAAGAAGAAGAGCAGAUGAAUUAGUUGGAUUCAAAGUUGGGAUAGAAUUGGAGGUGUGAGCAAUACCUCUGGAUAACGAAAAAAAGAAGAAGAAGAAAAAGAAAGAGUGCUUCAGGAAAAGAGAUGUCCAAACCUUCACGACUGGUCAAACCCUCCAAGCAGUCCCGAAAGGACCCUGCGGGGAACCGCUCACACAUGCUGGUCAUUGGGGAGAGGCUAAUGAGGGCUGGAAGUGAAGGAAACCUGAGAUCCAGACCACCACAGAAGCCUUCUGCCACCAAUCCAUUGGGCUCUAACUCAGCGCCAGUGAAAAGCAACCAGAGGCCGUGCUCCCAUGAGGAUGUGGAGAGCCAGAGCAGAAAACAAAGCAGUGCGGAUGAGAGCGAGCAGCCAGAGUCCUGGUCCCCUCGCACCGUCCCUCGGAGACACACAGUAGGAGGACCUCGCACUGCCGGAGACGUGAUCGUCCUGCAGUCUUACAACAUGGACCACAAGAAAGAGGCCUUUCUCGAGCAUCUGAAACAGAAGUAUCCUCAUCAUGCCUCUGUCAUCAUGGGCCACCAGGAACGACUCAGAGAACAUAUCAGGAGUUCUGGGCACAGUGUGACCCCUCAGUCUACUGUAGGGGAGCUGGGGGAGCAUCUCUCCUUGGCCCCUCUUGAGUGUUUGGAGGCCAUGUCGGAGGGAGAAGCCCCGUCCGCCUUCACCCGAGGUAGCCGCUCCCGAGCAAGCCUCCCUGUGGUCAAGUCAACUAACCAGACCAAGGACAGGUCAUUAGGUUUUCUCUACCUGCAGUAUGGAGAGGAGACCAAACAAAUCCGAAUGCCCAAUGAAGUGACCAGUUCGGACACCAUCAGGGCUCUGUUCGUCAGUGCCUUCCCUCAGCACCUCAACAUGAAGAUACUGGACUCUCCCAAUGUGGCUAUAUACAUCAAAGAUGACAUGAGGAAUAUGUACUAUGAGCUGACCGACGUCAGGAACAUCACACCACAAUCUUGCCUGAAGGUGUAUCACAAAGAUCCAGCCCAGGCCUUCAAUCACAACGCAAGAGCCAAUAAUGGAGAUAUUAGGAUCACAAGAGAGCGACUCUACAGCAGCAGACAGCAGCCAGGAGGCCAAAGCCCAGUGCACACUCUUCCUCACAGUCCCAUACAUUCAGUCCAAGGCUCCAUGUCUCCUCCUACACCUCGCUCCAUGCCCUCCUCCCCCUCCAGGAUUCCCUAUGGUCACUCAGUUGCCAUGCCCGGUGGUGCCACCUUACCCAGAGACCGUCUGUCCAGCGUGCCUCCCAGUCGCUCCACCACACCCUGUGUCAGUGCUAUCCUUGAGCGACGGGAUGUCAAACCUGACGAGGAUCUUAGCAGCAAGUAUGCAGAAGCAUACGGUUCACCUGAAGCCAGACUCAGCAUUGCCUCAUCCCAAAGCAGCCACACCGGAGACGUCCCGGAUGGGGCGGCAUACAUCCAGCAUCGCUCCUCAGUCAAAUACGCAGAAGGACAAGACCUCCAGCACGCAGUCUUUCGUCAGAAAUCCCGCAAGUACAGCGAAAGUCAACUCGCAUCGAUGAGCUCCAAAACACCGCCUGCUUCCCCUCACAGGGUCAAUGAGGUCAGGAUGAUUGACAUAAUCCCAGGCCAGAACACCCACAUGCCAGCAGAAAGGGUUUCACCUGUUCGGAGGUCUUACCGUAAGGACAGUAAUGGAGCCAUGGAGGUGAACAGCAGGGUGAGAGGGAACAUGGCCUCCCCUGUUUUUGCGGACCUUCCAGCCGGUCAUGGAGAUAAGCCGUUUCAAGGGCAUGUAGGAGCAGGAGAUCCGCAGAGUGAAAGAAUAAAGGCCAUGGAGCAGCAGAUUGCCAGUCUUACUGGACUCGUUCAACACGCUCUUAUGAAAGGGCCAAACACAAGUGCUAAAGAGGUUUCCAGUGAAAAAACAGUAAACAUGGGACCCCCAGCACAGAACGGUGGCAUGUGUGUUGUAACAUCAUCUAAGGAGCCAGCUGUGCAGACAGACAGUUCUUCAGCUCAGUUUCAGACCCCAGUCAAAGACCCAGCUUUAAGCUCAAUCCUCUCCACCUUCAGGAGAAACGUCUCUGAUCUCAGACUGCAGCUUCACCAGCUCAAACAGAUGCAGCUACAAAACCAAGAAUCAAUAAGGCUGAUGAUGCAACAGGCAGAGCAGGAGAUCUCGGAGAGGGUUUCAGACACUGUGCUGCACCUCGAGGACCCUGUUCAUAGACAGAGAGUCCAGGUGGAUGAAGAAAGACAUCACUAUCUCGGCAUGGAGGAAAAAGUCCUUCUGCAGCUCGGAGAGCUGGAGAACUAUGUGGAAAUGCUGAAGAAAGAGUCCAGCUCUGCUAUGAGUCAGCGACCGGUCACUCUGAAGGAUGUGGAAGAAGGGGCCGUCAACUUGCGCAAAGUAGGAGAGGCUCUGGCCACACUCAAAGGAGAGUUCCCAGCCCUGCAGUUGAAAAUGCGUGCUGUGUUGAGGGUGGAGGUAGAGGCGGUUCGUUUCCUGAAGGAGGAGCCUCACAAAAUGGACAACAUGCUGAAAAGAGUCAAAGCUCUGACUGACACUCUUAGUAGACUAAGAAGAUAUGCCACAGAGAGCCACAACCAUACUUCUGACCAAUUCCAAGUGAAGGCAUUGACUGCUGAUUCAGUGGAAGAGCACAGGUCUCCAAAACCUGUUCGUGAGUCCCCUACCCCACAACCGAGAUCACCUGCCAAAGUCAUCAACACAGAACCUGUGCCCUCUUCUCCAGUCACAGUCCACCGUGUUCAAACAGUUCCCUCCAAUGCUCACCACCCCAGUCCCCCCCUCACACCCACCCAUGGCAGAGACUCUCCAACUGUGGCGAAGGUCAGUCCUAGGAGCAGAGAAAACAGUCCUGCCCUGCAAAAGCGAGCAAUUCCCCAGGGUCAGGAAGCUGUGCUAACAACCUCUGGAUCCUCCACACCUCCACUCCAAGCGGAGGAGAUCCAUGUCAACACAAGCAGGCCCAUGUCUGAAGAGGUAUCAAAACGGGCUGUAGAGGGGGACCUGAUGAUUCGCUCUGCUGGAGCAGAAGCAGAAAAUGAAAUGGACAGGAUUCUCCAACAGACCCAAGUCAGCCUUCUGAAGGCCAUCCCUGACCUGGAGGUGAGCACCCAGGUGGACAGUGCCCCUUCCCGAACACAUCGCCCAUUGCCAGAUGAGAUGAACUCUACACUUCAAGUGUCUUCACCCCCUGAAGCCACACCACAGCAUGGACCCAAAGCAGAUAAACCAGCCCAGACCAGUUUGGAAAAACCACAGAAGCCGGCCAUAGAGAAGCCCCACAGGGCCACUGUUGACAGAGCAAAGCCCAACCCUGAAACAGCCACCAAAUCACCUCCCCCUCCCCCACCACGCAGAUUCUACCCCUCUGCAACAGGCCUGACCACUGGACGCUCAGGAGAAGUGAUCUACACCAGCCGAAAAGAGUCCACUAGUGCUCAGGAGGGUGAAGAGGAGGCCCCGCAGCCUAAAUCCUCGCGUGUGCCCCCAGAGGUCAAGCCCAAGCCCCGCACCCCUCCUCCUGUCAACACCUCCACCUUUCAAGACGAGGAGGAUGAAGGAGAUAAGAUCAUGGCGGAGCUACAGGUGUUUCAGAAAUGCACUAUUAAAGAUUUACAGCCCAGAUACAUUGUUGAUCUCACAACCCAUGAGCCCUCAGGCAGUGAGAUGGAGCCAGGGCUUUCUCUAUCUUACCACACAAAGAACACCACUCGCAUAUCUGGAGAAGGAGCACUAUCUGAAAGUAAGGAAGAUAGUGCACCACCUGGUUCUCCUGCGGUCAUGUAUUAUAUCACCGGAACUUCAAAGACAUCAAGUGAGAGCACCUCUAGGCCAGAUGACCUAAAGGAGCCCAAGGAAGCAACAUUUUCUCCUUCAAAGGUUGCAAUUGAGAAUGCUUCUGACCUUUACCAAGAGCAACAAUUGUUUAAAUCAGAUAACUUAUCCGAAGUUUCACUUCAGACAUGUCAAUCAGUCCAGGAGGUCCAAAGCAAGCCAAAUUAUAUACAUCAGGUGUUACCUGGCCCAUGCAAAUCUCUAAACAACAACCGUAAUGCUGGAAAAGAGCUCAAGACUGAACCUGUUCUGAAGUACCUAAAACAGGUAGUUCCCCCACCACCUGAAAAAGUUUUACCUGUUGAGGAAAAGUUAGAGCAGCAGAUACUACAUACACACUUGCCUGUCUCACAAGCCUCAGCUGCUCCUGAUAAGUCAAAGCAUAAACAUCGGGCAACCACUGUUCAAGUUACGCUUGUCAACAAGAUUCCUCAGGUUCAAGAACAAGUCCACCAUCUAAACACUGAUGCCCCAUAUUCAACACAGUUUAUUGACCGUGAAAAUACCCAGGAAGUAUCAAGAUCAUCGAAAGAUCACAUCAGAUACACUGAAGAUGCCAGUCUAAGUCCCGAUCUCCCAGGAGAAGAAGGUCCUCCUCCACCAAAUAACAUUGCCUUCAGGAUUACUAAAACCAAAGUACAGGCUCUGUCAAAUGGAGAGUAUGAACAGCUUGUAAACAGCAAAGGUACAGAUGUCCAGACUUUAAAAGUCGGAUCUGAACCAAAUUUAUCUGCCCCUGAAGAUUCUGGAUUUGACAAGAAGCCAGUUAUCAUAAUUUUUGAUGAGCCAAUGGAUAUUUGUCAGGCCUACAAACGCCUGUCCACCAUAUUUGAGUGUGAAGAAGAGCUAGAGAGAGUGCUAUCAGAGGAGAGGAUCGAUGAGGAGAACGAGGAAGAAGAAGAAGUGGAAACCAACUCAAAAACUCAGGAUGAUCAUAAAACACCUAGAAAUAAUGUUGUAGAUCAGUGCAGAACUGAGAACAGGGUAAACAACCAGAGAAGUGGCAACAUUGCAAUGCUUCAAGGACAGCAGAGCUCCUUCGAAAGUCCUGUUUUUGAUGUUGAAGAAGGGGACAAGACAGGAUCGUCUAAAGAUGCAAAAAAGAAAUUUAAGUUUAAGUUCCCAAAGAAGCAGCUUGUAGCUAUUGGCCAGGCCCUUCGUACAGGGACAAAAACUGGCAAAAAGACACUGCAGGUAGUUGUCUACGAGGAUGAAGAGGAACCAGAUGGAACCAUGACUCCGCUCAAAGAAGCUAAAAGAUAUGAGAUCAAGUCCCACGUAGACACUAAUUCUACAACACAAAGGUCUUUAUCAGAAAACCAGACCACCGCAUCACAAAGCACCAAGGACAGAACUGAGGAGCUCCGCAAGUCUACUUAUCAAACAUUAGACAGCCUUGAGCAGACUAUUAGGCAACUAGAGACCACCAUAAGUGACAUUGGGCCUACCCUGGUUUCUGAAGUCUCCCACAAAGAAGAAUCAAAAGCGAAGAGAACUGCCAGUCAUGCAGGACCAGAGGAAGCCAGUCCCACAAAGAGGCCUGCACCUCUGAAGCCCAAACCUAGCAAGUCAUCGCUGCAAAAAAGAUCUAAAACACAGUCUCGAACCUCAUCAAGCACGUCCACCACUUCCUCCAGUUCCUCCAGCAGCAAACAGAACUCUGGUGACUCUCCAGCUUCGAGUCGGAUUUCCUCACCAAAGUCACGCCAACAGCCAGGGAGUGUGGAAAAAUCUGGAAAGACCCAAAAGCUCCAGGACUCCCAGAGGCAGUUCCGACAGGCUAACGGGAGUGCUAUGAAAGCUGGUGGGAAUAGUAAACAUGCUUUCCCUGCUUUGCCUGCUUCUAAGAUCCCAGCUUUUAUACCUAGCUCGUGGAAACAUAGCUCAACCCGUGCCCCUCGUUCAAAUGUGUCUAGGCUUACUAACCAAACCUCUUCCUCCACUAAGUCCUCAAUCCCAUGUCUCAGUUUGAGCUGGCCCAGUUGUAGACCUGUCACCCCUUCAAAGUCUCCUGAGCCAUCUCAGCAGCCUGAAGGUCAAAACCUAACCCUUCCUCCACACACUCAAAUUAGCCAGUCUUGCUCUUAUUCCUGCUCAUCCUCAUCAUCCUCUAGCUCAUACUCUUCCUCCUCCUCAGUCUCUCCGACCUCUACUUCCUCCUCCUCAUCCCCUUCCUCUCCUUCCCUCCUGUCUCCCACUGCCAUGUGCCGAGGAGGUCGAGCUGUACACAUACCCAGCUUCAGCAGCAGCAAGUCUAUGAAGGCCAGCAGUGGCCAAGCCACUAUCACACCAGCAUCCUUUUCCAGGGACAUGGCAUGAACUAUCCAUUUCUCUUGUUUGCUCUUUUUGUUGGCACUCAUUCUGUCAGGAUUUUAGGUGGCCAUGCGUUUCUUUAUCAAACAGAAACCGUUUUAGCUAUGCUGUGUAUUUGGGGUGGUGUUAUUGUCUUUGUGCACUUCCUCUGAAAUCCAAAAGUAGAGCCACAAAGGUGCUCUGAAUUUACGGUUUACAUGAGGAAUUAAACUUGACAGUGUUCA
Messenger RNA from Danio rerio (zebrafish), 6842 nucleotides. NCBI's taxonomy places the organism in Eukaryota, Metazoa, Chordata, Actinopteri, Cypriniformes, Danionidae. The record is from RefSeq and is a predicted model, not a curated record.